Molecule: messenger RNA, 2559 nt
Organism: Cynara cardunculus var. scolymus (artichoke)
Lineage: Eukaryota; Viridiplantae; Streptophyta; Magnoliopsida; Asterales; Asteraceae
Product: pentatricopeptide repeat-containing protein At3g57430, chloroplastic-like
Exons: 1
Coding region: 40-2433 (797 amino acids)
Biological process (GO): RNA modification
Molecular function (GO): RNA binding; protein binding
Source: RefSeq, a predicted model, not a curated record
UCUCCCCCAUUCCGCAAGCGAGCCGAGGACAGCUGUUCUAUGUCCAUUCAUCCCUGCAACAUCAUCGUCCGGCGAAACUCCAUAUUUUCCGGCAAACUUAAACGAUUAGAAACGACCCCAAAACCCCAAUUUUUCUCCACAAUCCCACAACAAUCUCAUCACAACAUCCUCCCACUCUGCUCCUCUACAGAAUCACUCGCACAAACCAAGCAAUCCCACGCCAUUGCACUUCUCAGUGGCUACCUCCCACAUAGCAUUUCCAUUUCCGCUUCUCUUAUCCUCCAAUACGCCACCUUCGGAGACCCAUCAACGUCACGACUUCUGUUUUACCAAUCACUUUCCUACUCUCGCUCUGCGUUCUUGUGGAACACGAUGACGCGAGCUUACAGCAGUGCUGGUGUUUACGAUGGGUUUCUAAUUUAUAAUCUGAUGAUCCGUAGUGGUGUUAGACCCGAUGAUCAUACUUUCCCUUUUGUUUUGAAAGUUUGUUCGGAUUAUCACGAGGUCUGGAAGGGACAAGAGGUUCAUGGAUUGAUUUUCAAAUCGGGUUUUGAUUCGGAUGUGUUUGUGGGCAACACCCUUUUGAGGUUUUAUGGAGAAUGCAGCGGUACAAGUGAUGCACAGAAAGUGUUCGAUGAAAUGUCUGAGAGAGACAUUGUGUCAUAUAACACACUAAUCUCAGUAUGUUCCAUAUUGUUUUGUUAUGAUAAGGCAAUCGGAUUGUUUAGGGACAUGAGAUCGAGAUCGAACUGUUUUGGGGUUAACCCGAAUGCCGUUACGAUCGUGAGCUUGUUGCCCGUUUGUGCAGCCAUUAACGACUACAUGUUUACAAGCGAGUUACAUAGUUAUGUUGUCAAGAUGGGGUUCGGUUCUCACAUUACAAUCAACAAUGCUUUCAUCGAUGCAUAUGGGAAAUGUGCCGAUUUCAAAGCUUGUAAGCAAGUUUUCGAUGAAAUGGUGGAUCGAAAUGAUGUUUCUUGGAAUUCUAUCAUCACAAGCUUUGCUUCCAUGAAUCGUCAACAAGAAGCUGCCGAGUUCUUCAGAUUCAUGAUCGAUAAAGGUAUCGUACCAAACUCUGUUGCAAUCUCUAGUAUGCUACCGAUUUUAGUCGAUCUUGAAUAUCUUCAAAUGGGAUUAGAGCUUCACGGUUUUAGUAUCAGAACGGGUAUCGAAUCCGAUAUAUUCGUAGCCAAUUCUUUACUUGAUAUGUAUGCUAAAUCGGGAUAUCCGAUUAAGGCAUUAAAUGUGUUCAACAAGAUUGAUCCAAAAAAUAUCGUUUCUUGGAAUGCAUUGAUCGCUAGUUACGCUCAAAAUGGCUUUGAAUCGUUAGCAUUACGUGUGGUUAUCGAAAUGCAAGAUCAUGGUCAAGUUCCGGGACCAAUAACGUUAACAAACGUUCUUCCUGCUUGUGCACGAAUCGGGUAUUUUUUAUCUGGAAAACAGGUACAUGCGAGAUCAAUCCGAUGUGGAUUUGCUUUUCAAUUAUUCAUCUCUAAUGCCCUUAUCGAUAUGUAUGCAAAAUGUGGACGUCUAGAUCUUGCACGUAAUGUUUUCGAGAUUUCUUGUAAAGAUCAAAUUUCAUACAACACGCUUAUAUCGGCUUAUUCUCAUACAACCACUUCUUUCGAGUCACUAGUUCUCUUUCAAGAACUCGACUCGAAAGAAGGGCUAGAACCCGACACUAUCUCCUUUUCUGGUGCACUUUCGGCUUGUGCGAAUAUGGCAGAAAUCAAGAAAGGUAAAGAGAUUCACGGAGUUUGCGUUAGAAAUCUAUACAGCACGCAUCUCAUCGUUUCAAAUUCAAUCUUGGAUCUUUACACCAAAUCCGGAAAUCUCGUUCUCGCUAAGAAAGUAUUUGAUUCCAUACCCGUGAAAGACGUGGCCUCAUGGAACACAAUGAUUAUGGGGUAUGGAAUCUUCGGCGAAAUCGAUGCCGCAAUCGAUCUUUUCGAAGCUAUGAGAGCCGAUAAUCGUGUGAAAUAUGAUUCGAUUACUUACAUAGCUGUUUUAUCCAUCUGUAGCCAUGGAGGAUUAGUCGAAACAGGACGGAAAUACUUCAAAGAGAUGAAAGAACAAAAGAUCGAACCGUCACAGACCCAUUAUGCAUGUAUGGUUGAUCUUUUUGGUCGAGCGGGGCUAAUGGACGAGGCUGUAGAGAUGAUCAACGGGUUGCCGGUGGAACCUGGUGCGAACGUUUGGGGUUCGUUGCUUGGAGCUUGUCGAAUUCAUGGGAAUAUUGAGUUGGGUCACUGGGCUGCUGACCAUCUUUUUAAGCUAAAACCAUAUCAUUCAGGGUAUUACACAUUGCUUUCUAAUAUGUAUGCAGAAGUAGGGAAGUGGUAUGAAGUUGAUAAGAUUAGAGAGUUGAUGAAGGUAAGGGGAGUGAAGAAGAACCCUGGUUUUAGUUGGGCUCAAGCUGCACAGACUGGGUAAGCGUUUAUCAGGUAAAAAUAUGGUUUAGGUCAGUAUUAAUUAUUGAGGAUGCGUUUGGUACACUCGACAGGAGAUUAUAUAACAGAAAGGGUCUUUUCUUCUGUCUGAAUCGAUAUUAUUCCAUUC